This is a messenger RNA of Ctenopharyngodon idella (grass carp), 728 nucleotides long. RefSeq names its product C-type lectin domain family 4 member M-like. The record is from RefSeq and is a predicted model, not a curated record. Lineage: Eukaryota; Metazoa; Chordata; Actinopteri; Cypriniformes; Xenocyprididae. Bases 33 to 728 code for a protein of 231 amino acids. The transcript has 4 exons.
AUCAUUUAAUGUUUGACGGUUAAAGAGCAGAAAUGUCUGAUGAUAUGAUCAGGACUGAGUCUGAGAGAAUGAACACAGACAGAGUGGAGAUGAUGGUGGAAAUCUAUGAGAGUGCAGAAUGUGUGAGAGAUCAUGACUUCAGGACAGAGACAAACACACUCCAACCACUUCAGCGUACAGGAAGUGUUUGUGUGAAGAUCAGAAGCUCCAGAGCAGCUGCAGUGUGUUUGGUGCUGCUGUGUGUUCUUCUGCUGACUGCAGUCAUAGUGCUGUGUGUCCACAUCCAUACAAAGAGCUCAAACGACACACAAGAGACACACCAGCUACUAACUAACAUCACCAACCUCUCAGAAGAGAGAGACGAGCUACUGACCAUGAUUACCAACCUCAAAGAAGAGAGAGAUAGGCUGAAAAUAAAUACCAAAAACCUGACCAAUGAGAGAGACCAGCUAAAAUUGGAGAAAAAUGAUCUUCAGAUGACUCUUGGUAAACUGGAUGGAUGGAUUUACUAUCAAUCCAGUCUUUACUUCAUUUCCUCUGAGAAGAGGAACUGGGCUGAGAGCAGAAGAUACUGUACAGAGAGAGGAGCAGAUCUGAUCAUCAUCAACAACAGAGCGGAACAAGAAUUUGUCAAGAAAAAUUAUGAUAGUUUCUGGAUUGGUCUGACUGACAGUGAUGUGGAGGGCAGAUGGGAAUGGGUUGAUGGCAGCACACUGACCUCUGAGUGA